Papilio polytes (common Mormon) is the source of this 1759-nucleotide messenger RNA. RefSeq names its product saccharopine dehydrogenase-like oxidoreductase. Gene Ontology annotation, biological process: glycolipid biosynthetic process. Gene Ontology annotation, cellular component: mitochondrion; lipid droplet; plasma membrane. The coding region runs from base 438 to 1694 and encodes 418 amino acids. NCBI's taxonomy places the organism in Eukaryota, Metazoa, Arthropoda, Insecta, Lepidoptera, Papilionidae. The record is from RefSeq and is a predicted model, not a curated record. The transcript is spliced from 8 exons.
CAUGUAUCCAUCCAACCAUCUAAACUUUCGCAUUUAUAACAUGUAUUAAUAAUUAGUAAUUAAUGUAGUAGAAAAAUGAGUUGUAUAUGUAGGUAGUUAUAAGUACAAUGCACUGCGAGGGACACAUAAACAUGCAGUGCACGCGUGUUUGUAGAACAAAACAUGAAUAUCGAAGUAGAAAACGGUUUAUUAAGACGUAUUUUGUAUUUACUCGUUGUUUCAAGUGGACAACAGUCGUCCUCAUAAAGGGGAGACUUCUUUCAUUGUGUCACUUCAUACCCAUUGAUUAGAAUUAUUUAAAAAGUGAUUAAAAUAGUGUAAGUGGUUUGGUAAUUAAUGCGCUAUGUACCUACAUAAUUGGAUGUGAUUUUGUGAAGUUUUAGAAAGAUCAAGAGCGUAGCUGUGCGGUAUCUUAGAGUUAUGUAAUUUUGGAUAAAAUGGAUAAUGUGGAUAUCAUAGUUAUUGGUGCUACAGGUUUCACGGGAAAACAUGUUGUGCAACAGUUGGCAGCGUUCAAAAACCAUGAUACUUAUAAAACUAUAACUUGGGGGAUAUCUGGCAGAUCGAAGGAGAAAGUGAACAAUCUGUUAUCAGAGAUCGAAGAAUACGAUGUUGAUGUUACGAAAAUUCUUACAAUAAUAAGCGAUGUUAAAGACGAAAGCAUUUGCAAUGUAACGAGGAAAGCUAGAAUUGUUAUAAAUUGUACGGGACCCAACACGAUAUUAAGCGAAUACAUAGUGAAAGCAUGUGUACAUACUGGAACGCAUUAUGUUGAUAUAUCGGCGGAAUUGUACCAUAUGUUAAACGUAUACAGAGCCUACCACAAACGUGCAGAAGAGGCGGGUGUUAUCAUAGUUCCAAGUUGCGGUUUCGCCUCUAUACCAACUUCGACUGGUUUAAUACUAUUGGAUAGACAUUUUAAAGGGUCGUUGCACACAGCCGAAUGUUACGUCGAGUUACACAUACCUAGAGAAUGUUAUUACGGCGGUAGAAACAAAACACUAGUACAUUACGGUACUUGGGAGGCUUUUGUUUAUGAAAUGGCUAACAUGAAGAAGUACAAAGAUUUGAAGAAAGAGACCUUUGGUGAAGAGACCAGUGAACCUGUACCGAGGGAAAUAAAACAAUCAUUUUUUCAUAAAUACGAAAGGAGAUGGUGGUUCCCUUAUCCAGGACCGGAUUAUGAAGUCGAUUCUAUAGCUCAAAUAUAUUUCAAAGAGAAAAGAGGAAAGAAACCAAUACAUUUCAGGGCCUAUACAACGAUGCCGUUAUGGAUUCACUUUUUGAUAAUUCCUUUAGUUUUCAUUGCAUAUUUUCUAUGUAAACUUAAAUGCUUUAGGAACUUAAUGUGGAAGCAUCCAGGCUUCUUUUCGUUUGGUUUAAUGUCACAUAAGGGGCCAUCAGAAAAACUGAAGAAUGAUUUAAAGUAUACGUUUACAUUGAUAGGAAAAUGUAGUGAUCCAAAUGCGAACAAGCAUAUUGUAAAGAUUACUGGAUCCGACCCUGCCUACAAAUCGACAGCAACAACGGCCCUCUUUUCUGCAGUUACAAUAUUAUUAGAGACCUCGAAAAUACCAAAAGGUGGUGUUCUGAUGCCAGAGUGUGCUUUCUACGAUACAGAUAUCGUUGAGCGUUUAAAAAGUAAUGGAAUAAGUUAUGAAAUUGUAGAUAAUCGGCCUAAAAGUAAUACGUAGAAUUAUGCAAAUACAUAAAUAAAAUUGUUGUUUAUUUUUAUUGUAUCAUAUAAAUGUUAAAAGUA